Drosophila bipectinata is the source of this 3619-nucleotide messenger RNA. RefSeq names its product intraflagellar transport protein Oseg1 (gene Oseg1). Gene Ontology annotation, cellular component: non-motile cilium; intraciliary transport particle A. Gene Ontology annotation, biological process: intraciliary retrograde transport; protein localization to cilium; non-motile cilium assembly. NCBI's taxonomy places the organism in Eukaryota, Metazoa, Arthropoda, Insecta, Diptera, Drosophilidae. The record is from RefSeq and is a predicted model, not a curated record. Gene Ontology annotation, molecular function: protein binding.
CCUGUGGUUCUUAAAUAAAAUUGCUAUGGUAACUGAAAAUAAACAACAAACCGCUUAUUAGUAUUUCCACCGAACUAUGCAGCUGCUGUAAAAUUAAAAAGCCACAAAGAUGCGUGGCGUUUUAAAGUGGCUGGAACGCAUCGAGUUUCCCAAUAGCAAGGAGAACGAGAUCACCGUCCACAAUGUUUGCUAUGCACCCGAUGGCAGCCAGUUGGUGGUUGCAGCGGGGGACCGCCUACUCAUCUACGAUCCCAACGAUGGAUCCCUCCUGAAUACUCUAAAGGCGCAUAAGGAUACGGUGAACUGUGUAGCCUACUCCCGGGAUGGCAAGCGAUUUGCCAGCGGAGCCUCUGACAAGAUGGUCAUCGUGUGGUCUCCACAGCUGGAAGGACUGCUGAAAUAUUCACAUGGCGACUCCAUCCAGUGCAUGAGCUUCAAUCCUGUGUCGCACCACCUGGCCUCCUGUUCCUUGUCCGACUUUGCUUUCUGGUCGGCCGAUCAGAAAGCUGUGCAAAAGUACAAGAUAUCCGCUAGGGUUAAUGGCUGCUCGUGGACCAACGAUGGCCAGUACCUGAUCCUAGGUCUGGCCAAUGGAACGAUUUCCAUUCGAAACAAGCUCGGAGAGGAGAAGGGUCGCAUCGAUAGACCUGGUGGACCCAACAGUAACGUUUUCAGUGUCCAAUGCUGUCCGGCCAAUGGACCAGGGUGCGUGGAUACCAUCGGUGUGGUAGACUGGAGUCAGACGCUGUCUUUUCACACUCUGAGUGGUCAGAUGAUUGGCAAGGAGAGGGCGCUAGGAUUCGAUCCAUUGUGCCUGCAAUAUUUUCCCAGCGGCGAGUUCUGUGUGGUUGGAGGAUGCACUGGAGGUCUACACUUUUUUACAAAAGAGGGUAUUCGCCUUGGAACCUUGGGCGAUACCUUUGAUACCUGGAUCUGGACUGUGGCCUUGCAUCCCAAUGGACAGUCCUAUACAAUAGGUUGUCAGGAUGGCACUCUAGCCUGUUUCAACAUCGCGUCCAGUACAGUGCAUGCUCUAUACCGGGAAAGGUAUGCCUUUCGGGAAAACAUGUGCGAUGUGAUCAUCCAGCACUUGAUUUCCGGUCAGAAGGUCAGGAUUAAAUGCCGCGAUUUGGUCCAAAAGAUAGCCAUCUAUCGCAACCGACUGGCUGUCCAAUUACCGGAGCGCGUGGUCUUGUACGAGCUGAGUUCUGGCGAAGAUCAGCCAAUGCAUUACAAAGUUCGCGAGAAGAUUCAGCAAAAGUUCGACUGCAGUCUGUUGGUGGUGUGUGGCCGCCACAUAGUCCUCUGCCAGGAAAAACGACUCCAAUGCUUGGAUUUCUCCGGCAUCCUACAACGCGAGUGGAUGAUGGAUUCGUUUAUUCGUUACAUUAAAGUGACUGGAGGACCCGUUGGGAGAGAAGGCCUUAUGGUGGGCCUAAAAAAUGGGCAGGUGUUCCGAAUAUUUCUCAACAACUCCUUGCCCUUGCUGAUCACCACGGCCGUGUCUGCAGUUCGGUGCCUGGACAUUAAUUCAAAGAGGAGUAAGAUUGCGGUAGUGGACGAUGUAGGCCGCUUGGUAGUGCGGGACAUAAUCAAUGACACAAUCUUAUACCAAGACACUGGUGUAAACAGUGUUACCUGGAACACCCACUUAGAUUCCAUGCUCUGCUAUACUCAUACUACUGGAGGAUUGAGUGUUCGGGUGGGGAAUCUUCCGCCCCGGGCUCCACAAAAUAUGCAUGGAGUUGUGGUGGGUCUUUGUGGAGCAACUGCUUUCUGCCUGCGGGGAAACAUAAUGCAUAAUACCCCACUGGCACUUGGCUCGACCAUGUGGCAGUUUAUCGAAGCGGGAUUAUUUGAGGAAGCUUACCAAGUAGCCUGUUUGGGUGUGACCACUAGCGACUGGGAGGGAUUGGCUCAAUCAGCUCUGGAGGCUCUCCACAUCAACAUAGCUCGCGAUGCCUAUGUCAAGGUUAGGAACCUCCCAUGGCUCAAGCUGAUUGGUGAGCUGCGAGAUCAGCAACAGCGUUCGGCUGUUCCCAAGGAGGUGCUUUUGGCGGAAAACUGUGCUUUUGCGGGAAAGUUUAAAGAGGCCGCCCGGCUUUUCCUAAAGUGCGGCCAAUCUUCUCGAGCUCUAGAGAUGUACACGGAUCUGCGAAUGUUCGAUUUAGCCCAGGAAUUUAUUAAAGAUGGAACGGCCCAGGAGAAGAAGGAACUAGUGCGAAAACGGGCAGAGUGGGCGUAUUCUGUUAAGGAGCCACGUGCUGCUGCCGAGUUGCUGCUUUCCGCUGGAGAAAACCAGAAGGCCAUCGAUAUUGUGGCAGAGCAAGGAUGGGCCGACGUGCUUUACGAUAUUGGUCGUCGUUUGAGCCUUACUGAUAGGGAGGCCCUGGAGUCAGUUGCACAGAAUCUCAGAACCCUCAAGGCCUUGCCCCUGGCAGCCGAGAUUUUUAAGAAGCUGGGCGAUGAAGAUCAAGUGGUUCAGCUGCACGUAGAGGUUAGGGACUGGCCAGAAGCUUUUCGACUGGCGGAAUCCUUGCCAGAACUGCUACCAACAGUGCACUAUCAACAUGGACAAUGGUUGGCAGAGAUGGAUAAGUUUAUAGAAGCACAUCAGGCUUACUUAAAGGCUGGACGCACUAAGGAGGCCAAUCGUCUGCUGAAGCAAUUGAGCAACACGGCCAUUGUGGAAGAACGAUACUUGGAUGCCAGCUACUUUUACUGGCUUCUGGCAAAGCAGUGCCUGGAUAUUUACCAUGCCAAGGACGAACAAAAUCCGAUUGAUCAUCACCUGACCGAGUACAAAAAUCAUUUACGCAUUGCCAAGGUCUAUUAUGCCUACAGUGUUAUAUAUUCUUAUAUGAAGGAACCAUUCACCACCCAUUCCCCGGUCAGCUUGUUUAAUGUGAGCCGUUUUAUACUCAACGAAGUGGAACAGAAGGGUGUUCCCAAGGGUGUGAGCAUGUUCUCUGUUCUAUUUACUUUGGCGAAGCAGGCAAAGUUUCUGCAGGCCAAUAAAUUGUGCCUGUUGAUCAACAAAAGAUUGCAAUCCUUGAAACCUCCAGCUGGAGUGCAAGAGCAAAUAGAUCUCAAUUUCUUGAAUAGCAAGGCCUGUAAAAGCGGCUUUAACGAUCCCGAGGAGCUUCUACCGCUCUGCUACAAAUGCUCCAAUUAUAGCCAGCACAUGAAUAACAACUGCUGUCCAACCUGCAGACAGGACUAUAUUUUUUCAUUCGUUUCGUUUGAAAUCCUACCCUUAGUACAAUUUUAUCCUGAGGUGGAUAUUUCGGAUGCCGAAGCGGAACGUCUGCUCUUGGCACCCGCCAAGCAUGCAGAGGAUUCCGAUCCCUUUAACGAGGAUGUGGCCAGUGCCUUACCAUUGAGUUUAGAUCGUAAUGGGUUGCGGGCCAUCGAUCCCAAUCAUGUGCUCAUCCUCAAGAGGCAGGGAAAGAAUGUGCGAAAUAUUUAUUAUCGCAAUAUAUUGCCUGAUCUGCAAGUGACCUAUUGUCCUAGUUGCCUUCUGCUAUUUUAUGCGGAAGACUUUGAGCUACAGGUACUUCAGAAAGGAUACUGUCCUUUCUGCCACACAUCCUCGGAAAAGCUACUAGAAGACUUCUGA